This is a messenger RNA of Manis pentadactyla (Chinese pangolin), 3687 nucleotides long. It is a transcript of the gene BMPR2, whose product is annotated as bone morphogenetic protein receptor type 2. Gene Ontology annotation, biological process: BMP signaling pathway; cellular response to growth factor stimulus; protein phosphorylation. The transcript has 13 exons. Gene Ontology annotation, molecular function: transforming growth factor beta receptor activity; ATP binding. The record is from RefSeq and is a predicted model, not a curated record. Lineage: Eukaryota; Metazoa; Chordata; Mammalia; Pholidota; Manidae. Bases 571 to 3687 code for a protein of 1038 amino acids. Gene Ontology annotation, cellular component: signaling receptor complex; plasma membrane.
GAUUUGCUGUUCUCGAGAUCGAAGUGAAGAAAGCACCGAAGCGAAACUUAAAAAGGAAUCCUGCCCUCCCGGAGCCACGGGCGAUGCGACUCGGGCCGCCCGGCACCGCCGCCGCCCGCCUGGUUUCGUCCUUCCCGGCAGCGGGGAACUUGUUCUGAUCCUCGCGCCCCCAGCCCCCAUCGAAUCCCCGCUCUUCACCCCGGAUAUGUUUUCUCCCAGACCUGGAUAUUUUUUUGAUAUCGUGAAACUACGAGGGAAAUAACUGCGGGCUUUCUUUUCGUCUCCCUGCUUCUCCCUACGGAUAUGUCUUCAGUUUGGGGGGCUGAGGCACCCCGUCGUAAGGGAAUGAACCGCCCCAGUCGCGAGGGAGAGAAAUGAAGGGAAUUUCUGCAGCGGAAUGAAAGCUCUGUAGCUAGGUCCUCUCAUCUGCCAUUUGUCCUUUCAAACUGCAUUGUAAUACGGAGCGGAUAAGUCAGGCGAGACAGAAGACAAGCCUCGCGACCGUAGUUCUCCGCCCGUGUUUACUUUCCAUAUUUCUUUUCUCUGCUUUCCUGCUUGGCUGGCCCAGGGAUGACUUCCUCGCUGCGGCGGCCCUGGCGGGUGCCCUCACUGCUAUGGACUGCCCUGCUGGUCAGCUCGGCGGCCGCUUCUCAGAAUCAAGAACGUCUAUGUGCAUUUAAAGAUCCAUAUCAACAAGACCUUGGGAUAGGUGAGAGUCGAAUCUCUCAUGAAAAUGGAACAAUAUUAUGCUCAAAAGGUAGCACCUGCUACGGCCUUUGGGAGAAAUCAAAAGGGGAUAUAAAUCUUGUAAAACAAGGAUGUUGGUCUCACAUUGGAGAUCCUCAGGAGUGUCACUAUGAAGAAUGUGUAGUAACUACCACUCCCCCCUCAAUUCAGAAUGGUACAUACCGUUUCUGCUGCUGUAGCACAGACUUGUGUAAUGUCAACUUUACUGAGAAUUUUCCGCCUCCAGACACAACACCACUCAGUCCACCUCAUUCAUUUAACCGAGAUGAGACAAUAAUCAUUGCUUUGGCAUCAGUUUCUGUAUUAGCUGUUUUGAUAGUUGCCUUAUGCUUCGGAUACAGGAUGCUGACAGGAGACCGUAAGCAAGGUCUUCACAGUAUGAACAUGAUGGAGGCGGCAGCAUCAGAGCCCUCCCUUGACCUUGAUAAUCUGAAACUCUUGGAGCUGAUUGGCCGAGGUCGAUACGGAGCAGUAUAUAAAGGUUCCUUAGAUGAACGUCCAGUUGCUGUCAAAGUGUUUUCCUUUGCAAACCGUCAGAAUUUUAUCAAUGAGAAGAACAUUUACAGAGUGCCUUUGAUGGAACAUGACAACAUUGCUCGCUUUAUAGUUGGAGAUGAGAGAGUCACUGCAGAUGGACGCAUGGAGUAUUUGCUUGUGAUGGAGUAUUAUCCCAAUGGAUCUCUCUGCAAGUAUUUGAGUCUCCAUACAAGUGACUGGGUAAGCUCUUGCCGUCUGGCUCAUUCUGUGACUAGAGGACUGGCUUAUCUUCAUACAGAAUUACCACGAGGAGAUCAUUAUAAACCUGCAAUAUCCCAUCGAGAUUUAAACAGCAGAAAUGUCCUGGUGAAGAAUGAUGGAAGCUGUGUUAUUAGUGACUUUGGAUUGUCCAUGAGGCUGACUGGAAAUAGACUGGUGCGCCCAGGGGAAGAAGAUAAUGCAGCCAUAAGUGAGGUUGGUACAAUCAGAUAUAUGGCACCAGAAGUUCUAGAAGGAGCUGUGAACCUGAGGGACUGUGAAUCAGCUUUGAAACAAGUAGACAUGUAUGCACUUGGACUAAUCUAUUGGGAGAUAUUUAUGAGAUGUACAGACCUCUUCCCAGGUGAAUCUGUUCCAGAAUACCAGAUGGCUUUUCAGACAGAAGUUGGAAACCAUCCCACUUUUGAAGAUAUGCAGGUUCUGGUGUCUAGGGAAAAACAGAGACCCAAGUUCCCAGAAGCUUGGAAAGAAAAUAGCCUGGCAGUGAGGUCACUCAAGGAGACAAUCGAAGACUGUUGGGACCAGGAUGCAGAGGCUCGGCUUACUGCACAGUGUGCUGAGGAGAGGAUGGCUGAACUUAUGAUGAUAUGGGAACGAAACAAAUCUGUCAGCCCAACAGUCAAUCCAAUGUCUACUGCUAUGCAGAAUGAGCGCAACCUGUCACAUAAUAGGCGUGUGCCAAAGAUUGGACCUUAUCCAGAUUAUUCUUCUUCCUCAUACAUUGAAGACUCUAUCCAUCACACUGAUAGCAUUGUGAAGAAUAUUUCCUCUGAGCAUUCAAUGUCUAGCACACCUCUGACUGUAGGGGAAAAGAACCGCAACUCAAUUAACUAUGAACGGCAGCAAGCACAAGCUAGAAUCCCCAGCCCUGAAACAAGUGUCACCAGCCUGUCCACCAAUACAACCACCACAAACACCACUGGCCUCACUCCAAGCACUGGCAUGACCACUAUAUCUGAGAUGCCAUACUCAGAUGAAACAAAUCUGAAUGCCACAAAUGCUUCACAGCCAAUUGGGCCAACCCCUGUCUGCUUACAACUGACAGAAGAAGACUUGGAGACCAAUAAGCUGGAUCCAAAAGAAGUCGAUAAGAACCUCAAGGAAAGUUCUGAUGAGAAUCUCAUGGAACAUUCUCUAAAACAGUUCAGUGGGCCAGACCCACUGAGUAGUACCAGUUCUAGCUUGCUUUACCCACUGAUAAAGCUUGCAGUAGAAGUAACUGGACAGCAGGACUUCACACAGGCUGCAAAUGGCCAAGCAUGUUUAAUUCCUGAUGUUCCACCUGCUCAGAUCUAUCCUCUCCCCAAGCAACAGAACCUUCCUAAGAGACCUACUAGUUUGCCUUUAAACACCAAAAAUUCAACAAAGGAGCCCCGGCUGAAAUUUGGCAGCAAGCACAAAUCAAACUUGAAACAAGUAGAAACUGGAGUUGCCAAGAUGAAUACAAUCAAUGCUGCAGAACCUCAUGUAGUGACAGUCACCAUGAAUGGUGUGACAGGUAGAAACCACAAUGUUAACUCCCAUGCUGCCACUACGCAGUAUGCCAAUGGGGCAGUACCAUCUGGCCAGACAGCCAACACAGUGGCACAUAGGGCACAAGAAAUGCUGCAGAAUCAGUUCAUUGGUGAGGACACCCGGCUGAAUAUUAAUUCCAGUCCUGAUGAGCAUGAACCUUUGCUGAGACGAGAGCAACAGGCUGGCCACGAUGAAGGUGUUCUAGAUCGUCUUGUGGACAGGAGGGAACGGCCACUAGAAGGUGGCCGAACUAAUUCCAAUAACAACAACAGUAAUCCAUAUUCAGAGCAAGAUGUUCUUACACAGGGUGUUCCAAGCACAGUCGCAGAUCCUGGACCCUCAAAGCCUAGAAGAGCACAGAGGCCUAAUUCUUUGGAUCUCUCAGCCACAAAUGUCAUUGAUGGCAGCGGUUUGCAAUUAGGUGAGUCAACACAAGAUGGCAAAUCAGGAUCUGGUGAAAAGAUCAAGAAACGUGUGAAAACUCCCUAUUCUCUUAAGCGGUGGCGCCCCUCCACCUGGGUCAUCUCCACUGAACCACUGGACUGUGAGGUCAACAACAAUGGCAGUGACAGGGCAGUUCAUUCUAAAUCCAGCACUGCUGUUUACCUUGCAGAAGGAGGCACUGCCACAACCAUGGUGUCUAAAGAUAUAGGAAUGAACUGUCUGUGA